This is a messenger RNA of Macroventuria anomochaeta, 2730 nucleotides long. Its product is annotated as glycosyltransferase family 20 protein. The record is from RefSeq and is a predicted model, not a curated record. Gene Ontology annotation, biological process: trehalose biosynthetic process. The coding region runs from base 1 to 2730 and encodes 909 amino acids. The transcript is spliced from 3 exons. Gene Ontology annotation, cellular component: alpha,alpha-trehalose-phosphate synthase complex (UDP-forming); cytosol. Gene Ontology annotation, molecular function: catalytic activity. NCBI's taxonomy places the organism in Eukaryota, Fungi, Ascomycota, Dothideomycetes, Pleosporales, Didymellaceae.
AUGACGACCUUUGUGGUGUCAUUAUUUCUCCCCUAUACAGUAGACUUUCAUGAGUCGAAAUCAGCGGCACCGAGCCCGAAGCCAGCUCCAGCUGUCCCUCCAAAGCUAAUAGACAUUGGGAGACAACCCUCCAAGAACAGCUUGCAAGAUGCACAACAACCACCCAGUGUCCUUAAGCGGGCGCCUCCCUCGCAUAUCAAUCUGCCUAAGACGCCUCUAGCUAUGCUGGAGCAGGACGAUUUCUUCACCCCCGCGCAACCGAGCGCAGCGACCCACUUCCCUAAGCCCCAAGACCCUCGAAGUCUGGUACGCAGCGACGCCCACAUCCCUGAGUGGGGUGGCAGUGGUCUCUUCUUCAACCAGCCACAGUCGAGAGCCGACCCCGCGCCGCCAGACACAAUUCUCGAGUACGCAAAGGCACAGGAGCGGGCGCAGAUUCUUAAGGAGCGUCAGAAGGGCCCAUUACACGUUGAGCAGAAGCCUGCAGACCCCCGCUGGGCAACAGGAUACACAGUUGUACCUGCUGUACAGGGUAAUGGUGGCUUGGCCAACGCUGUUCGUGCUGCUGUCGACAACAAAUGCCUGAAGGAUGUGCUUUCGGUCGGUCUGAUUGGUUUCCCUACCGACAGCAUCAACGAGGAGAAGAAGACCGAAAUCUACGAGAAGCUGGAGGAAGAGCACGAGGCAUUGACUGUCUACGUCAGCGAUAAGGACUUUGAUGGCCAUUACGCACACUUCUGCAAGACCAUCUUGUGGCCAGUCUUCCACUACGUUAUUCCUGACCACCCCAAGAGCAAGGCUUUUCUUGACCACUCAUGGGUGUUCUACGUCAAGGUCAACCAGGCCUUCGCCGACAAGGUUGUCAAGAACUACAAGCGCGGCGACAUCAUCUGGGUACACGACUACCACCUCUGCCUUGUUCCUCAGAUGAUUCGCCAGAAGCUGCCGGACGCACAGAUUGGCUUCUUCCUUCAUACUGCCUUCCCGUCUUCAGAAGUCUUCCGUUGCUUAGCUGCACGAAAGGAGCUGCUUGAUGGCAUGCUCGGCUCUAAUUUGGUUGCUUUCCAGACUCCCGAGUACGCACACCACUUCCUCCAGACAUGUAGCCGCAUCCUUUCUGUCGAGGCCACCGAAGACGGUGUCCAGCUCGACACCCGCUUUGUGAAUGUCUGGUCUUCACCUAUCGGUAUUGACCCUCGCGCACUUGCUCUUGCGCGCGAAGAGCCAGAGGUCCUUGAGUGGAUACAGACAAUGCAGAAGCGCUAUGAAGGCAAGAAGGUUAUUGUCGCACGUGACAAACUUGACAAUAUCCGUGGUGUACGACAGAAACUCUUGUCGUACGAGCUGUUCCUCAACAAGAACCCACAGUGGAGGGACAAGGUUGUUCUGAUUCAGGUUGCGACGUCGACAACAGAAGACCCCGAGCUGGCUGCAACAGUGUCAGAGAUCGUCACUCGUAUCGAUGCAGUACACUCGACUCUCACACACAACCCGCUCGUCUUUCUUAGGCAAGACAUCGCUUUCUCGCAGUACCUCGCCCUUCUUUCCAUCGCUGAUGCUCUUGCGAUCACAUCUCUUCGCGAGGGUAUGAACUUGACCUGCCACGAGUUCGUCAUUUGCCAGGACGGUCGAGCUAGCGACAAGAAGCACGCACCCGUCAUCCUCAGCGAGUUCACCGGCAGUGCAUCGAUCUUCGAUGGUGCCGAGCUUGCUGUCAACCCCUGGGAUUACGGCGGCAUCGCCGAAGCAUUCAAGCAUGCUCUGGAGAUGAGCGAGGAGGAGAAGGAGAGGCGCUACGCGAAGCUCCGUAACCAGGUCAUGCACCACACCGGUGACUACUGGGUCAGUAACCUCAGCGAGUACCUUGCCAAGGUCCAUGAGGAGCAGUACCGUCGCGACACUAUGUCGAUCCCUCGUCUAUCAUCCAGUAAGCUCGCCAGUACCUACGAACAGACCUCGAGACGUCUCUUCCUCCUUGACUACGAGGGCACGCUCGCUUCGUACGGUUCGGUCAACAGCACUGUCCUGACCAACACGGAGCGUGUGAUCGAUGUCCUUCGCGAGCUGUCUGCUGACAAGAAGAACGCUGUGUAUGUGAUGAGCGGCCGCACAGUCCCGGAAACCGAGCUGCUCUUCGACCGUCUGCCCAACCUGGGAAUCAUUGCUGAGAACGGCUGCUUCCUUCGCGAGCCCAACUCAGAUGAGUGGAUACAGUUCCCGAACGAGGAGAAGACGAUCAAGUGGAAGGACUCAGUCAAGCCUAUUCUUCAAUACUACCUCGAGCGUGUCGAAGGUAGCCGCGUUGAGGAGCGCCACUGCUCGCUUCUCUUUCGCUACGACAAGGCCAGCGACCCAGAUGCCUCCACUCGCCAUGCCGGUGACUGCGCGAACCACAUCAACGACGCAUGCGAGCAGCAGCGCGUUAAGGCUAUCCCCUCGCGUGAUUACGUCAUCAUCGAGCCUAUCGACUUUGACAAGUCUACUGCUGCCCAGCACGUCUUCAACAAGUACGAGGAAUCGGCCAAGCCCGACUUCUUGUUUGUCGCCGGCAACGACCGUGAUGAUGAAGUCGUGUUCAAGUGGGCCAAGAAGCUGAAGGAGGAAUGGGUUGUGCCAAACGUGCAGACUGUCACCGUCGGUGACAGGAAUUCAGUCGCACUAUCGACGCUGCCCAACGGUACCACUGGUCUCCUCGGCGUCAUGAACAAGCUCGCCAAGCUCCAGUCGUAG